Molecule: messenger RNA, 1770 nt
Organism: Lodderomyces beijingensis
Lineage: Eukaryota; Fungi; Ascomycota; Pichiomycetes; Serinales; Debaryomycetaceae
Source: the annotation of a GenBank genome assembly
AUGAUAAAGCACGAAGAUGGAGCAAAAGAACGAGAGGAUAGUGCCAGUUAUAAUUGCAUCUACAAACAGCCCCCGGUACAGCCACAGCAGCAAUUUACCCCCGAGUCACUGACAAGUAGUGCUGAAUACGGCUACAGCCACCGCCCGAGCAAAUCCCCCUCAAGCAGCCAAUUGUUUAAGAAAUUCCGAUUGCAUUUGCAGCGUUGGCGCGACAGCAUGGGUGUCGAUAAAGAAGCGAAAUACGAUAGGCAAUUGCGACUCUGGGCCGUGUCGGGCCAGCUGAACUUGGAGAACAGCUCCAUUUGUCUCGUUAACGCAACCUCCACCGGGUGCGAGAUCUUGAAAAACUUGAUCUUACCUGGGAUCGGCAGCUUCACCAUCAUUGACAAUUCCAAAGUCAACAAGCUGGACUUGUCGUCGAAUUUCUUUUUGAAGACGAAUGAUGUCGGCAGAAAGACGGCCGAGUGCGUCAAGCGCAAUCUAUGCGAGUUGAACUCCGAGGUUAAAGGCUUGGCCAUCACCGAGUCCGUUGAAGAGAUUUUGAGCAGGGACAAGUUGGGCAAGUUUUGGGACCACUUCAAUUGCGUCGUUGUGAGCGAUUACGUCGCGUCGCUUCAAGAGUUGAUUGACAUUUUGUGGUCAAAGCGAAUACCCGUGAUGGUUGUCAACACCAUUGGCUUUUACGGCUCGUUGAACUUGUUGUCGAACGAAACCACCGUGAUUGAAACCCACGACCCCUCGAAAUUGUACGACUUGAGAAUCGACAAACCGUGGAAGGAGUUGCAGGAGUACUCCGACGCGUUUGAGUUGGACAAGUUGGACGACCAAGAGCAUGCUCAUGUGCCCUAUAUCGUCCUUUUCAUCAAGGCCUUGAGCCAUUGGAAACUGCAGCAUGCGGGCAACCUGCCAACCACGUAUCAGGAGAAAAAAUUGUUCAAGACCUAUAUCGAGUCCCUAUCGAGGAAUAUCUUGUUGGAGACAAACUUUGCAGAAGCCGUGGAAAAAUGCCAUCGUGCUUUCCAAAAGACGCUGGUCCCUGAAAGUAUUUUGAACUUGAUUGAACUCAGCGACGCCGACUCCUGGCAAUUAUCGUCCCACUAUUCCAUCUUUUGGCUCUUCAUUGCGGCUUUGAAACAGUUCCUAGCCAACAACGACAACAUGUUGCCCUUGCCUGGUAAUUUGCCCGAUAUGGCCUCAAACUCGGUCAACUACACCCUCUUGGCCAAAAUCUACCGCGAUAAAGCGCGCAGGGACCAACUUGCCUUCACGAAGGAAGUCCACAGUAUCCUUGCUGCUCAAGGCAAGCCCCAGGACUUGGUCUCGCAGGAGUCGAUUGCAACUUUUUGCAAAAACACCCAGCUCUUGUUCGUCGCCAUUGGCUCGAAAAGUUUGAACUCGCUGAAGUUUCUCGAGCAGUUUGAAAACGAAUCGAGCGACUCCUUGAGCAUCUACAUGGGGAUACUAACCUACAAUGCGUUCAUUAAGCAGUACCAUUCCAAACCGAGCUUGGAAAAUAAGAAUGAUUUCAUUGCCAUUUACCAAGAGCUAAUUAAUCCUAAUGCCACAACCCCAAUCAGCGACACCACAGAAAGGAUCUUUGAAGAGAUUUUGGUUCAUAAUACUACAAAAUAUCAUAAUUUGAGCAGCUUCAUGGGCGGGGUUGCCAGUCAGGAGAUUUUGAAGUUGACAACGGCGCAGUACAUUCCGUUGGACAAUUUGUUCGUGUUUGAUGGGAUCAAAUCGAGCAGCGAACGGUUCAAAAUUGAGUAA